This is a messenger RNA of Myodes glareolus (Bank vole), 769 nucleotides long. Lineage: Eukaryota; Metazoa; Chordata; Mammalia; Rodentia; Cricetidae. The record is from RefSeq and is a predicted model, not a curated record.
UCUUCCGGGCAUCCGCAUUCAGUCUCGAUUUUGCAGAGAAGCUGGCGCCGGUGGUUCCCUGUGUUGUGGUGAAGUUGCUGCUGCCAGGAGAUGAUAAACUGAGAGCUUUGGCGAGCUGAGAAACCACAACAUGAAGGCAGUGACCUAUGAUGAUGUGCAUAUCAACUUCACCCGGGAAGAGUGGGAUUUGCUGAAUUCUUUCCAGAAGAAUCUCUAUAAAGAUGUAAUGCUGGAGACCUACAGGAACCUCAUUUCUAUAGGAUACAUUGUGGAAGACCAUAUCACUGAAGAACAUUGGCAAUGUUCUAGAAGAAAUGCAAGGAUUGAAAGAAAUCAAAAUGGACAGAAGAAACUUUCAGGGUAUACUCCCUGUGUUAAAGCCUUGUCUUAUGACACUCACCUUCUAAGAAUUAAAAAAACAGAUACUGGAGAAAAGUGUUCUAAAUUUAAGCAGUGUGGUAAAGCCUUUUUUUAUCACAGUCCUUUUCAAGUGCUUAAAAGAAAACACUCUGGAAAAAAAUCCUAUGAAUAUAGUCAAGGUGAUAAAGACUUUGUUGUCUAUGAAACUCAUCAAAGUCAUAAAAGAACACAUUCUGGAGAGAAACCCUAUGAAUGCAAUCAGUGUGGUAAUGCCUAUGCAUGUCAAACUGAUCUUCAAAAUCAUAAAAGAACACAUGCUGGAGAGAAAUCCUAUGAAUGUAAUCAGUGUGGUAAAGCCUUUGCACGACGCGAUUAUCUUCAAUUGCAUAAAAGAACACAUACUGGAGAG